AUGUCCUUUGAAGUUCAAAGAGUGGUGGUGAUCGUGGAUGCUUCGGGAGAUGUUAGCCUGAGUGCAAUCAAAUGGGCCCUGCAAGGCUUACCACUUAAGCCUGGAGAUAAGCUCCUGCUUCUUGGAGUUCUCCACCAGGUUAUUAGUCCUAGUAUGUUAUCAAAGGCUGGAAAACUGCUGGGCUACAAGAUCAAAGUGGAUUCAAGGUCAAUACUUGGAGCAAAUCAGAAAACCAUAACGGAAGAAGUUGCACGAAAGAAGGAAGAGUACCUGAAUGAUAAGGAACUUAAGAAGAUAUAUCAAGAGUGCAAGAAAGCAGAGAUUGACUUCCUGAUAGAUGUGAAAGCUGGGGCUUUGCCUAAGGUUGUUGCUGUAAGGACUGCCAAGAGUUUUGACGCAACAUGGGUGAUACUUGACAGGCAGAUGAAGAAGGAUAAGAAGUACCUCAUGGAAAAUCUUUCAUGUGGAAUAGCAAGGGUAAAAAGCAAUAACCGCAUUGAAGAGUUGAAAGGGCAAAAAGCCAGUGUAAACAGUAAAGUGUCCACCGGGAAAAGCACUGGUGAGAGUAGAAGCUCUCCAGGUCCUGUUACAUAUUAUGAAAUGCUACCCAGCGGCACAGAGGACGAAUUGUCUCCCAGGAGUAAACUCUGUCUAAAUCUAUUCCGUGUUGUUUCAGGAUCUGUCAGUUUUCAAAAAAAUGACAAAACAAAAGGCGAGGGUGCUGGUGCGGAACCCCCACGGCAUCCUCCCAUAACAUCUGCAUUCUCUAAAUCUUCAUCAAGUGAGCAGCUGAUCACACCUACAGUUUCAACUUCAAGCCUGGGCUACACUGAAGCCUCAAGUUCUAGCUUUACUGAGGACCGGGGCUCCCCACUGUAUUUUCGAGACGAGGAGACUACCACAAACACAGAACAGGAAACUGCCGGAGAGCAAUCCCCGUUACUCACUGCAAACGUGCAAGAGGAAGAUAAGACAAAACCAAAUAGUGGAGUCAGUCUGGAAGAUUCCCAGAUACAUCCCAGCAGCAAGAACACUGAUUGCAUGGAAGAUUGUCAACAAAAUGAGCAAUUUAAAAACAAUAUAUGCUCAAUUUGUAAGAAUAAACGUCCAAAACUUGGAUGGAAGAGAGACUUCAAUUAUGCAGAGCUCCAAACUGCCACAGAAGGAUUCGCUCCAAAGAACUACCUCUCCGAAGGUGGCUUUGGUUCUGUCUAUAGAGGAGUGCUGAAUGGGCUGAAAAUUGCUGUUAAGCAACAUAAAAGUGCCAGUUUUCAAGGAGAGAAGGAAUUCAAAUCUGAAGUUAAUGUACUCAGUACAGCCAGGCAUGAGAAUUUGGUCAUGCUGUUAGGAUCAUGUUCAGAAGGAAAUCGCCGCUUGCUUGUGUACGAGUAUGUCUGCAAUGGUUCUCUGGAUCAACAUCUGUCCAGUAAGUAUCUAAUGCAUUGAAGGCGCAUGAUUUUUCUAAUUGUUGCUAUUCUAGUUCCAAGUCGCAUGAUAAUUUUCCUCUCGCACAUUGUAUGGAAUUGGGUUUUUCCUGAAUAUGAUAUGCAGAUAAAACUAAUAACAAGGAUAUGUUUUCCUGGUGCAGAACACUCUCGCAGACCUCUUACUUGGGAAAAGAGGAUGAGAAUAGCCAUGGGAGCCGCAAAAGGUUUACAGUAUCUCCAUGAGAAGAACAUUGUCCACAGAGAUAUGAGACCUAACAACAUCCUAGUAACACAUGAUUUUGAAUCACUGGUAAAUCCUACAGGAAUCCCUCGGAUCUUCAUAUGUUCACUUGAGUACUUUUUCAAUAAAAGCUGACAGAAUUGUGAAAUUCAACAACUCUGCUGUCUUCCUAAACAAUUGUAUCUCGUUUUUCCGAGUUAUCCUCAAACUCUUCAAAAGUAGGAAAUUAGUUCCAAAAAAAAUGAUACUGUGACAAAUGAGUUGUAUAUCUUAUAAUCAGAAAUGGACACGUAAAACCUAUAUUUUUGUCAUUAAAAAUGUUCUUUACAAGUUUAGCACCUAACUAAAACUUUCAUGAGAGGCAACAUAACAAAUCUGGCUAGAUUAAUACCACAUACAACUCAAUCUAUUAACCUGGUACUGGAACUAUUCUGCCAAACUGAAGUUUUCUAACGAAUUGCAUUUGUAUUAGCUAGGAGAUUUCGGUCUUGCAAAAACUCGACAUGAAGACUCGGAUUACAGCUCUGAGACAAGACUUGUUGGAACUCUAGGAUAUUUGGCCCCCGAAUAUGCAGAAUAUGGGAAAGUUUCUACCAAGACGGACGUGUACUCCUUUGGGGUCGUUCUGUUGCAGCUAAUAACAGGACUGAAGACCACAGAUAAAUCUCUUGGAGGAAAAAGUCUUGUAGGAUGGGUAUUGGCUUCUUUAUGCACUUCAACAUAUAAUUUUAUGUUGGCUAUAUGCACUUUGA
This is a messenger RNA of Syzygium oleosum, 2420 nucleotides long. RefSeq names its product inactive protein kinase SELMODRAFT_444075-like. The record is from RefSeq and is a predicted model, not a curated record. Gene Ontology annotation, biological process: protein phosphorylation. Gene Ontology annotation, molecular function: protein kinase activity; ATP binding. Lineage: Eukaryota; Viridiplantae; Streptophyta; Magnoliopsida; Myrtales; Myrtaceae. The transcript has 5 exons. The coding region runs from base 1 to 1446 and encodes 481 amino acids. Gene Ontology annotation, cellular component: plasma membrane.